GUCGUUUUAAUUACAGUUUCCUAUAAGAGAGGGAGUCAGAGACUAGACACAGGAGAGUAAGGGAGGGUCACUGAAGGAUUGUAGUCUGGCAUCUGGGUAUUACAUAUCUGGAUUUACAGUACUCAGGAGAAAUGACUUUUCAACCUACAAGUGUCCCAGACUUCAACACCACAGCUUUCUAUAGAGACCAAAACCACACCAAUGCCACUGAUUGUCCUGAUCCAUACGACUGGGAGUGGCUCCACACCAGUCAGCCUGUGUACAUCCUGCUCAUCACUGUGCUGGGAAUCGUGUUUAAUGUGUUUGUCCUGAUAGUUUUCUGCUUCCACAAGAAUGCCUGCACCGUGGCUGAGAUCUAUUUGAGCAACCUGGCUGCUGCUGACCUCGUCCUGGUGUCCUGUUUGCCUUUCUGGGCUGUUUACACAUCCAACGGUUUCGAUUGGCCUUUCGGUCUGUUCCUGUGCAAAGUCGUCAACCUGGGAAUUAAGAUAAAUGCCUACAGUAGCAUCUACUUUCUUGUUCUGGUUAGCAUAGAUCGCUAUGUGGCACUGGUGCAUACAAUGUCCCAUGGCAGAAUGCGUAGGCCAAAGUAUGCAAAACUGGGUUGUUCGCUGAUUUGGGGGUUCAGCUUGAUCUUGAGCAUCCCCGUGCUCAUCUUCAGGGAAGUGAAAUAUUUUCCUGAGUAUGGUGUUCAUGCAUGCUUUCUGCGCUACCCAACACAAACUGUAGAACUGCUUUUUGAUGGGAUGUUGGUCAUUUUUAGCUUCAUCGUCCCAAUUUCGACUAUCUCAUUCUGCACUGUCAAGAUUAUUCAGGCUUUAAAGAAUCAGGCAAUAGAGAAAUUCAGUGCUAUGAAAAGAGAAAGUAAGGCCACCACGCUGAUGUUGGCGGUCCUCAUAGCAUUUCUUAUCUGCUGGGUGCCAUUCCACGUGGUCACCACAUUAGAUGUGCUCUUAAAGGCUGAAGUCCUGGGAGGGUGUCACUUUGUGUCUGUCAUAGAAAUCUGCAAUCAGAUCUUCACAUACUUAGCCUUCUUCAACAGUGUUCUCAACCCCAUCCUCUACGUCUUGGUAGGAAAGAACUUCCGGAAAAAAGUGUCUGAACUCUUCAAGCAGUGGAACAUUAGGAAAAUUGUGACCUCUGAGUCCUCACGUUCAACAAACCUGUCCUCUACACUGAAGACUUUUGUAUAAAAAAGACUGCUUUCAAAACUGUUCCCCCGCAAUAAAAGACUUUGCAGAAAGAUGACUGUGGUGGACAGGCAUUUAAUAUUCUUGGCAAAUGUAGAAGAUUUCAAUGAUAAGCUAAAUUCAAUUAUUAGUGGAUGUAAUUGUGUAGUAACGGUUCUCAAAUCAAUCUUUGACUUGACGUUUUCUAAAAAAGAUAAACUUGCUUUGAUUAUCUUUAAUGAAUGUGGUGAUAUGUGGAGGGCCAUACAAGGUUUGACUUUUUUA
This is a messenger RNA of Etheostoma cragini (Arkansas darter), 1454 nucleotides long. Its product is annotated as B2 bradykinin receptor-like. The coding region runs from base 132 to 1193 and encodes 353 amino acids. The transcript has 2 exons. The record is from RefSeq and is a predicted model, not a curated record. Gene Ontology annotation, cellular component: membrane. Gene Ontology annotation, molecular function: bradykinin receptor activity. Gene Ontology annotation, biological process: immune response; neutrophil chemotaxis; G protein-coupled receptor signaling pathway. NCBI's taxonomy places the organism in Eukaryota, Metazoa, Chordata, Actinopteri, Perciformes, Percidae.